Molecule: messenger RNA, 11463 nt
Organism: Zootoca vivipara (common lizard)
Lineage: Eukaryota; Metazoa; Chordata; Lepidosauria; Squamata; Lacertidae
Source: RefSeq, a predicted model, not a curated record
CAGGAUCUCAGCCAGGAGCUAGGAAUGAGGUAAACCAAGACUGGGAAGACUAAGUCAACCAAGGCUGAAGUAUGAUCAAAAUGUUGCUUCUAUGGGCCUGGAUCGCUCUUUUGUGUGGUAGAGUUUCUGGGCGAGCCCAAGGGAAGCACUUCAUAACAGCCUUCAUGCAGAACGGGUUGCAGAAAAGCUCUGAGGAUGGCAAUUUCAAACUCUUUGUCACUGGCCUAAAAGACAGCACUUCUGUCACUGUUGCCGUCUACAAGACCAAGUUUCUGAGGGACUUUGCUGUCCAGCGUGGUGAGACCGUGCCAGUACAGUUGCCAAGUAACGUCGAAAUGGUUGGAAGCAACACAUUCCACUCUGCCGUCAUCGUCAGGGCCUCCCAUGAUGUCACGGUCCUCUCACUUAGCUCCAAACCCAACUCAGUUGCCACCACAGUUGUCUACCCCAGGUAUUUACUUGGGAAUACUCACUACGUGGUGACACCUUCUGGAGAGCCUUCCAAGGGCUUCCAGGAGUUCUCCGUGGUAUCCAGCCAGGACCCUACUCAAGUCUUCAUCUAUGUCACCGGCCAAGUGACUUUCCAUGGGGUGACUUAUGGGCCAGGAAGCAAGCUCAUUGUCUCCCUUGAAGCUUACCAAGCUGUCCAGAUCCAAAGCCACCAGGACCUUUCUGGCACCAAAGUGGUCUCCCACAAGCCGGUUGUAGUCUUGUCUGGCCACAGUUGCAUUUGGGCACAUGACAAUUGCCAGCAUGUUUUUGAGCAGCUGCUGCCCAUCCGGAAAUGGGGCAAAGAAUUCUUGGUAGCCCCACUGCCCUUCCAGACCAAUUACGAUGUGGCCUAUGUGGCUGCUUGCCAGACAACACACCUCCAAAUCCGUUCUGGCACCCAUCAUGCCAAGCACCAGUUGGAAGAUGGGCAGGUGAUUGCAGUUGAAGUGAGAGCCCAAAAGCCCCUGUACAUCUCUUCCAAUGUGGGUGUCCAAGUGCUGUUCUACGCCACAGGAGGGGUCAAAGAGGGUGUUCCCUAUGACCCCUUCCUCUCUGGUGUCCCUGCAAUGUCUGACUACUCCAAAUCCUAUGGCAUCCUGGGUCAGGAAGGCUUCCACAACCUGGGACUCAUUGUCGCAGAGAGCAGAACUUGCCAGAGCAUUACCUUAGACAAGCAACCGCUGCAUUAUGCACACUGGCGGGUCAUACCAGGCACUUCCUACUCCUGGACUGAGUUCUUCUUCAGUGGGCACCAGGCAAUGCACUUUGUAGAACACCCCAAGUCUACCUUCAGCCUUCUGAGCAUUGGGGUCGCCCCACACAAUAGCUAUGGCUCUGUGGCCUUUGCCAUUCAUUCAGCCCUGCCUCCACUGAGCCCUCAUCCCAUCCCCUGCAGUGGAACGAGUUGUGGAAAGGGAUACGUAUGCAGCAUGACGCACAAUCAGCCACAAUGCGUCCCAGAACCUCAGACCUGCAAUUCCAUCCAAUGCCAAGAGGGGACAGUGUGCAAGAUAGUAGAGGGCCAUGCCAGGUGUGUCCCUCACCCACCAUCUUGUCAUCACGUCCAGUGCCAAGAAGGGUCAAUAUGUGACCUAGCUGGUGGCUUCCCUAAAUGUAUCCCAGCACCUGCAUCCUGUGAAAAUACUCAGUGCAAGCCGGGAACAGUGUGCAGCCUCACCAAUGGCUGGCCCCAGUGUGUGCCCCACCAGCCUUCCUGCCACAAAGUCCAGUGUGAAGUUGGGACUGAAUGCGAGAUUGUCCAUGGUGAGCCUAAAUGUGUCCCGGUAACAGCAUCAUGCGGUGUCCUUCUUUGUGAUAAAGGGACCAUGUGUGAGGUGAUCGAUGGCCACCCGACAUGUGUCCGACUGCCACCAUCCUGCCUCCAUACUGUCUGCGAACAAGGGACUGUGUGUAAUAUUGUGGAUGGUUGGCCUAAGUGUGUCCCAGGGCCAUCCUGUGCCAAUUUAAAUUGUGUGGCUGGCACUGAAUGCAAGACUGUGAACAACCUGCCCAGGUGUGUACCCGUCCUACUGUCCUGUGACGAAGUUCACUGUAAGCAGGGGACAGUAUGUGAGAUAGUUAAUGGGAUUCCUGUCUGCGUGCCCAUUGCACCUUCCUGUGGCACGAUUCACUGCAAAGAAGGGACAAUCUGUGAGAUCACCGAUGGCAUGCCCAAGUGUGUGCCCACUGUAAUAUCCUGCGACAAAAUCCAGUGUACAGUGGGAAAUGUCUGCGAAAUGGUGAACGAGUGGCCCACCUGCGUGCCCCAACCGCACUCCUGUGAGAAUACUGAAUGCAAAAUGGGAACAGUGUGUGAUAUUGUCAAUGGCUGGCCGAUGUGCAUCCCAGAUAAACCAACAUCGUGUGCAUCCUUUGUUUGCAAAGAAGAGGCCGUGUGUGAAAUGGUUGAUGGAAAGCCAACAUGCAUACCCAUCCCGCUUUCCUGUGACAGAUAUAAAUGCAGACAAGGAACAGUAUGUGAAAUAGUGCAUAACUGGCCCACGUGUGUGCCUUUGCCAUCUUCAUGUCAGAAAACAAAAUGCGCAGAGGGGACUGUUUGCAAAUUCAUUGAUGGACGGCCCAAAUGCAUUCCCAUCCCUCCCACCUGUGACAAGUUGCAAUGUAAAGUGGGAACCAUCUGUGAAACAGUUAAUGGAUGGCCAAAAUGUGUUCCAGCCCCUCACUCCUGUGAAAACGUCUACUGUAGACAAGGAACCGUUUGUAAAAUCAUCCAAGGUUGGCCCCAGUGCACCGCAAUCCAACCAUCCUGUGACAAAAUCCAUUGCAGUGAGGGGACAACUUGUAAAAUGGUUGAUGGUUGGCCUCAAUGUGUGCCUAUCCCACCUACCUGUGACAAACUCGGCUGCAAAGAUGGGACUACUUGUGAAAUUAUAGAUGGCUGGCCAAUGUGUGUUCCAGUCCCAGCCUCUUGUGACAAAAUCCAGUGCAAAGAAGGAACGCUUUGUAAAUUAGUUGAUGACUGGCCCACCUGCAUUCCCAUUAGAAACUCAUGCGAAAAAUUCACCUGCAGUACAGGAACUGUGUGUGAGAUAUAUGAAGGGCAUCCAAGAUGUAUUUCUGUCUCACCUUCCUGUGACAAAUUUCAUUGCAAAGAGGGUACUGUUUGUGAAAUCAGUAGUGGUUGGCCCAAAUGUGUUGCCCAUUCCAGCUUGUCCUCUUGUGAAAAAAUCAGCUGCAGUGCAGGGACCAAGUGUGAGAUAUAUGAAGGGCAUCCAAGAUGUAUUUCUGUCUCACCUUCCUGUGACAAGUUCCAAUGCAAAGAAGGGACAGUUUGUGAAAUCAGUAGUGGUUGGCCCAAAUGUGUUGCCCAUUCCAGCUUGUCCUCUUGUGAAAAAAUCAGCUGCAGUGCAGGGACCAAGUGUGAGAUAUAUGAAGGGCAUCCAAGAUGUAUUUCCAUCUCGCCUUCCUGUGACAAGUUCCAUUGCAAAGAAGGGACAGUGUGUGAAAUCAGUAGUGGUUGGCCCAAAUGUGUUGCCCGUUCCAGCUUGUCCUCUUGUGAAAAAAUCAGCUGCAGUACAGGGACUAAGUGUGAGAUAUACGAAGGGCAUCCAAGAUGUAUUUCUGUCUCGCCUUCCUGUGACAAGUUCCAAUGCAAAGAAGGGACGGUUUGUGAAAUCAGUAGUGGUUGGCCCAAAUGUGUUCCCCAUCCCAGCUUGUCCUCUUGUGAAAAAAUCAGCUGCAGUGCAGGGACCAAGUGUGAGAUAUAUGAAGGGCAUCCAAGAUGUAUUUCUGUCUCGCCUUCCUGUGACAAGUUCCAUUGCAAAGAAGGGACAGUUUGUGAAAUCAGUAGUGGUUGGCCCAAAUGUGUUGCCUAUUCCAGCUUGUCCUCUUGUGAAAAAAUCAGCUGCAGUGCAGGGACCAAGUGUGAGAUAUACGAAGGGCAUCCAAGAUGUAUUUCUGUCUUGCCUUCCUGUGACAAGUUCCAAUGCAAAGAAGGGACAGUUUGUGAAAUCAGUAGUGGUUGGCCCAAAUGUGUUCCCCGUAUGAGCCCACCUGCCUGUGAAAAAAUCAGCUGCAGUGCAGGGACCAAGUGUGAGAUAUAUGAAGGGCAUCCAAGAUGUAUUUCUGUCUCGCCUUCCUGUGACAAGUUCCAAUGCAAAGAAGGGACCGUCUGUGAAAUCAGUAGUGGUUGGCCCAAAUGUGUUCCCCAUCACAGCUUGUCCUCUUGUGAAAAAAUCAGCUGCAGUACAGGGACAAAGUGUGAGAUAUACGAAGGGCAUCCAAGAUGUAUUUCUGUCUCGCCUUCCUGUGACAAGUUCCAAUGCAAAGAAGGGACAGUCUGUGAAAUCAGUAGUGGUUGGCCCAAAUGUGUUCCCCAUAUGAGCCCACCUGCCUGUGAAAAAAUCAGCUGCAAUGCAGGGACCAAGUGUGAGAUAUAUGAAGGGCAUCCAAGAUGUAUUUCUGUCUCGCCUUCCUGUGACAAGUUCCAUUGCAAGGAAGGGACCAUCUGUGAAAUCAGUAGUGGUUGGCCCAAAUGUGUUCCCCGUAUGAGCCCACCUGCCUGUGAAAAAUUCAGCUGUCAUGCAGGGACUGUGUGUGAGAUAUAUGAAGGGCAUCCAAGGUGUAUUCCCAUCUCACCUUCCUGUGACAAGUUCCAUUGCAAAGAAGGGACACUUUGUGAAAUCAGUAGUGGUUGGCCCAAAUGCGUUCCCCGUAUGAGCCCACCUGCCUGUGAACAAUUCAGCUGUCAUGCAGGGACUGUGUGUGAGAUAUAUGAAGGGCAUCCAAGGUGUAUUCCCAUCUCACCUUCCUGUGACAAGUUCCAUUGUAAAGAAGGGACUGUAUGUGAGAUCAGUAGUGGUUGGCCCAAAUGCAUUCCCCAUUCCAGUUCACAAUUUUGUGGAAAUGUCAGCUGCAGUGCAGGGAAUGUGUGUCAAAUGGCUUAUGGUUGGCCCAGAUGUGUUACAAUCCCACCCUCCUGUGCGCAAUUUAGCUGCAGUGCAGGGACUGUGUGUCAAAUCAUUUCUGGUUGGCCCACAUGUGUUCCCAUCCCACCCUCCUGUGGAAAUGUCAGCUGCAGAGUUGGGACUGUAUGUCAAACGGUUUUUGGUGGGCCCCAAUGUGUUCCCAGCCCACUUUCCUGUGCAAAAUUUAGUUGCAGUGCAGGGACAGUGUGUCAUAUGAUUUCCGGUUGGCCCCAGUGUGUUCCGAGCCCUCCUUCCUGUGACCGGUUCCAUUGCCAAGAUGGGACAGUUUGUAAAAUUGUGGAUUACUGGCCCAGGUGUGUUGCUGUUCCACCAUCCUGCGACAGAGCACAUUGUCAAAGAGGGACUGUUUGUGAGGUCAUUAGUGGCUUGCCAACUUGUGUACCCGUUCCAUCUUCCUGUAACAAAACUCACUGUACACAGGGACUGGUGUGCCAGAUUGCACAUGGCCGGCCAACAUGUGUUCCAGCAGCAGCACCUUCUUGCGCUUCUGUACAUUGUCAAGUGGGGACUGUGUGUCGGCUUGUUAAUGGAAUCCCCCAAUGUGUGCACAGCCCACCUUCCUGCGACAAAUUCCGCUGCAGUGUGGGGACUGUCUGUCAGAUGGUGAAUGCCUGGCCCCAGUGCGUUCCUCUGCCGAGCUCCUGUCAAAGUACCCAGUGCCAAAGGGGAACUGUAUGUCAAGUUAUAAAUGGACAGCCCAAAUGUGUGCCUGUAGCAGGACAAGCAUGCCGCACAGUUCACUGCAAGAGAGGGACAACCUGUAAAGUUGUGAAUGGUGUACCCAAGUGUGUGUCUGUUUCGCCCGCCCAGUCAAUCUGCUGGGCCUCUGGACAACCCCACUACCACACCUUUGACGGACGCAGCUACGAUUUCCAAGGUACCUGCACUUACACCGUGGUUAAGACCUGCCAACCCACUUCCGUGCUACCUUUCUUCCAUAUCUACACCAAGAGCCAGAAGAACUCCCGGUUCUCUUCCGUCAGCCAGGUCACCAUCUCUGUCUAUGGCUCCAACAUCACCAUGGUCAAGUACGAAUAUGGCCUUGUCAGAGUCAACCAAGUACGCUCCCGCCUGCCCAUAAACAUGCAUGAUGGGAAGCUCUCCUUAUACCACAGAGGAGACCAACUGGUUGUUGAAACAUCAUUUGGUCUGAAAGUUUACUAUGACUGGAACUAUUACCUAGUGGUGAAGGUCACUCCAGCCUUUCGGAGCCAUAUCUGCGGCCUCUGUGGCAACUACAAUGGGGACCCCAAUGAUGACUUUAUGACAUCUUUGGGAGGCUUUGCCACCAAUCCUGUGGAGUUUGGCAGGAGCUGGAAGGUGGAAGAUGGUGAUAGUCAAUGCAGUCAUGGCUGCCACGGCAAAUGCUGGCGCUGUUCUCCGGAGCUGGCGACCAGAUACAGAGUGGAGAGUUUCUGCGGCCUGCUUACUAAGCAUAGAGGUGGCCCCUUCCGACAUUGCCAUGCCUUGAUUGACCCCAAGCCCUAUUUGAACGACUGUGUGAUUGAUUUGUGUGCCUUUGAGGGCUACAAGCAGAUAUUAUGCCGAGCACUGAAGACUUACGCUGAUGCCUGCCAAAGAGAAGGGGCAGUGAUAUCUGCCUGGAGAAAACAUGCCGGCUGCCCCAUGUCUUGCCCUGACUACAGCCAAUACAUGCCCUGUGGCUCAGCAUGUCCUGCCACCUGCACCAACCCUGAUGCUCCAAAGCAGUGUCACCUGCCCUGCGUGGAGACCUGCCAGUGCAAGGCUGGCUACGUGCUGGAUAGUGGCAAGUGUAUUCCCAAAAACCGGUGCGGCUGCUCCUACCAUGGUCGGCUCUAUGCGCCCAACGAGCAGUUCUGGGGUGACCAGCAGUGCCAUCAGCGUUGCUUGUGCAGGGCGCAAGAUAAAAAAGUGAUCUGCCAUGAGUCCCAUUGCAGGGAGAUGGAAGGGUGCCAUGUGGUCAAUGGCAUGAGAAAGUGCUACCCCACCUACUAUGGGACCUGCUCUGCUGUGGGACAGUUGCAUUACGUCACCUUUGAUGGGUUGCGCUAUGACUUCUACGGGACCUGUGUUUAUCGCCUGGUUGAAAUCUGCCACAAGAGAGCAAACCAGACCCAGUUUCAAGUCCUGGUUCGGCAUGAAAGGCAGGGACGCAAUGAUUAUUCUGCCACCAAAGCCAUUGAGAUCAAGGUCUAUGGUUUUACAGUCACAGUCAGCCAUAGUAAAGUCUUGCUGAAUGGAUUGUUGGUCCACCUGCCCUACAACAUUGAAUACAACAAAGUUGCCCUCUACCGCCACGGCUGGGAUAUUGUGAUCACGACUGAUUUUGGUUUAAGUGUCGCAUUUGAUGGGACGAAUAAUAUCCGUCUCACUGUGCCAGGAGCCUACAGGGGUGACGUGUGUGGCUUGUGUGGCAAUUUCAAUGGGCGGGCAGAUGAUGACAUGACUCUGCAACACAGCCAAGUUCUGACAACUAGCCCAGGGGACUUUGGUCGAAGCUGGAAAGUUCGGGACAUCCCAGGGUGCAUUGAGAAGGAGAAGAAGGACUGUGCAGACCUUGUGAACUUUGAACACACACAGAAGACAAGCAAGGAGUGUGGCCUCCUGCUGGACAUGCACGGCCCUUUCAGGGAGUGCCACAGCAAGGUGCCACCUCAAUCAUAUUUCAAAGACUGUGUCUUUGACUUUUGCUCCAACAAGACCAACAAAAAUGUCGUCUGUCACAUCAUCUCCUCCUAUGUCGCAGCUUGCCAAGCAUAUGGCACCAGGGUCUAUGAGUGGAGAUCUGCCAGUUUCUGUGCUCCUAAAUGCACCGCAAACAGCCACUAUAAAGUCUGCACCAGCAAUUGCCCAGUGACGUGUCUCAGCCUCUUUAACCCAGUAGUGUGCACUACUAGGUGCCACGAGGGAUGCGAAUGCAAUGAAGGUUAUGUUCUGAGUGGCGACCAGUGCGUUCCCAUCUCCCAGUGUGGCUGUGUCCACCAAAGCUUCUACUACAAGGCGGGUGACUCUUUCUAUCUCAAUGGAUUCUGCAAGGAGCGAUGUGUAUGCCAAGUAGGUGGCAUCAUGGACUGCCACCGUUCCUCCUGUGGUCCUAAUGAGGAGUGUCGUGUGGUGGAAGGUGUCCAAAAGUGCCACUCACUUGCCCCCAAGAGGAGUGGGUCUUGUCAUGUGGCUGGUGACCCACACUAUCUCACCUUUGAUGGUGCCACAUUUGACCUUCAGAGCAACUGUACCUACACCCUGGCUAGCAGCUGCACACACAAGACCUCCCUUCAGGCCUUCUCUGUCAACGUGGAGAAUGAGAGGCGGUCCAAGGGCAAGGUCUCUGUGACAAAGGCCGUGUCAGUCACAGCUUAUCAAAACACCAUCUCCAUCUUGCGGGAAAAGAGAGGCAUUGUCCUGGUCAAUGGCGCGACCACCUACUUACCUUUCCGGUUGGUAAGUGAUGGUAUGUGGGCGUACUACCAUGGUGACAACAUUGUGGUUCGGACAGACUUUGGCUUAUUCGUCUCUUUUGACCAGCUCUACCAUCUUGUUGUCAGAGUACCUGAAUCCUAUCAGGGCCAGACCUGUGGCCUAUGUGGUAAUUAUAAUGGCAGAUCCAAUGAUGACCUCUUCCUGCCCACUGGCCACCCAGCCUCAAGCGUCCAAGUCUUUGCAGCUGCUUGGAGAGUGGACAUCCCCACGGCUGUCUGCGCAGAUGAUUGUGCCGCUUCAGUAUGUGGUGCAUGCAGAGAGAGCCGGAAGGCCAGCUAUGUACACAGCAGUCAAUGUGGCAUACUUCAAGCCCCAUAUGGGCCUUUCAGUGCCUGCUUUUCCACCAUCAACCCUGCAGACUUCUACAACAAUUGUGUGCAUGACCUCUGCAAAGCAAGAGGGAACACUGUUAUCCUCUGCCGGGCUAUCCAUGCCUACGUCACUGCCUGUCAAGCUGCAGGUAUCAAGAUCAAGCCUUGGAGGACAGCAACAUUCUGCCCUAUGAAGUGCCCAGUCAACAGUCACUACGAUAUCUGUGUCAGAGCUUGCCCCAGAGGUUGCAGAGAAGCAGUCAGCAUCACCAAGUGCUCUAGCAACUGUGCCGAAGGCUGCCAGUGCAAAAGGGGUUACUUUAUGGCUGGGUAUCAUUGUGUGCCUAUUAGUCAAUGCCGGUGCUUUCACCAGGGCACGUGGUUUAAGGUUGGAGUGAGGGUGAUCACAGCCAACUGCAGGGAGCAGUGUACCUGCCAUCGUCAAGGUCGGGUCGUGUGCACACCACUACCAUGUGCAGCUGGACAAACCUGUGUCCUGAGUAAUGCCAAGUGGACUUGUGUCCGGCAAGAGGGCCAUUGCACCAUUUCCCAGGGGCACAUCUUCACAACUUACGACGGGGUCUCCGGAAAGGUCCCCCCUGUUGGGUCCUAUGAGAUUUCCGCGCUCAUCAACGCCAAGUCUACAUCUUGGUUCCGGGUGGUGAUUCAGCUGCAGAAGUGUCCCACAUGCCCCACACCCCUUGUGGUCGCUGUCACAAUCUAUUUCCACAAGCUUAUUGUGCUGGUGAAGCAGGACAGCUCAGUCACGGUUAAUGGGCACCCAGUGCAUCUUCCAGUCCAGCCCUCAAAAGAAGUAUCAAUAAGCCUGGCUCAGGACUUGGUGACAGUGGCACACAGAUCAGGUGUGCGGGUUCUCUAUAGCACCAGAGGAGACCUGACAGUGGCCAUCAGUGGUGAACUGGCCAACAAAGUAUUCAGAGCCUGUGGAAACUUCAAUGGGAAUGGCGCAGAUGACUUGCGGUUACCCAACGGUAGAGUAGCGCACACCAUUACAGAGGUCAUUAGCCACUGGCGAGUCACGACAGCAAUGCAAAAUGCUCGUUUUAAAAUCCACUCCUACUGAAACCUAGAAUCAAGAUCACUUUUGGAUGCCAACCCCUCUGAGGCAAUAUCUGGACUGGUAUCGUGACAGAAACAGCUUCUCCCUGACUGAAUCCCAGGGAAAGGACAGGCAGCUGGUUUCCUGAGCACAAUAGAACAUCUCUUGCUGUUAAAAAAAAUGUACUUACUUGCAGCAAAGCGGAUUGGGUUCACCAGCUCAGAAAUGCUGAGAUUCAGCCCCACAGAGAUUGUACAUAAGUUCGGUCACUAGCUAGCCUCUGCUUCCUUGAAUUUGCAUUGUUUGGUGUUUUCAGUUUGUCUCACUAGCUUAUUCACAUUUGACUCAAAGUGUCACAUAGCAUACCUAGAGGGGUCCCUCUGCCAAACAGUGCAACACAUUCCAAUCUGAUGUGUGAUAGCUGUUCCCCAGGUACACAGCAAAGUUUUUCUUGGUUCAAGGCUACAGCUGUCUUUGGGGCAUGGCAACGGGUGUUUCACAGCAAUGUCUUGACCCAGACCAAGUUGAAUCUAACAGACAAAUCAAUAAAAAGCUUUUAGUAAAGGCCUUGCAUUUGUGUGAGUCCAUCUUGACAGCCUUUUGGCAAUAUCAUGAUUUCACACAGCUGCCUGGGCUACAGUGCUGGGCAAAGGAGCACUGAGAGUGCCACCAGGUCUGGAUGAUUGUAGCUGGCAUUUGGGUCAGUGCUAGGCUUUCCACAAGGACGUAGUCCAUCAGCAACUGCCCUGGUUUUCCGGGGUUGGAGUGUGUGUGUAACAAGUAGGAUUGCUAGACAAGAACUGGUAGUCAUGUUAAAUGGAAGAGUAUUUAGUGAGAGGGAGCAAAUAACCCCAAUUCAUUGUUUCUGUAAACUGUUUUGGAAAUAGAAAAGCAAUAGAAAAAAUGUGUUAAAUAAGCAAAUAAAUUGCCUCAUAAGAAGACUCCCACAGGACAAAAAUUGACCUUAUGAUCAUAUUUUGGUGGUGCUGUUCCUCAUGGCCAGUAUGUAAAACAUGACAACCAUUCAAAUGGUUGAUGAUUGCUAACACUGCCUCCAACUCUUUCGGUUUUCUCCUUCCUCCAAUCUUGAUCAAGACUUAAAGCCUCGGGCUUCCUGCCAGUGCUGCCCUUCCACAAUUUGCCCAUCUCACCUAGAUGUAGCUCAGACCUGUAGGCUGUAGACCAGCCUUUGUCAACCUGGUGCCCUCCAAAUGUUUUGUAGUACAACUCCCAUCACAAAGUGACCACUCUGGAUCCUGAGUGAGACCUUGUCAGCAUAUAACACCUCUGCUCAGAGAUCUGCACUAGUUGCCAAUUUGUUACUGGGCCAAGUUCAAGGUUACUAGUGGUAUGUAAAACCCUUAAUGGCUUGAGACUAGUUUAGUUGCAAGAUCACCUUACCCCAUAUAUGCUCAUUUGACCAUUGGAACUUGCACUGUUACAGAUCCCACAUAUUACUCGUCCCAUACCUAUUGAAAUUGACCUUUUCGUGUGGCAAGGACUACACUUAUUCUCUGCCUAUUGAAAACAGGCAGGCCUCUUCGCAAGCCUAUCCAGACAAAAAUAUGUUGACAUGUUUUAAUCUUUUUUACUAUAUAUAUUAAUUAUCUUUAACUGUUUUCGUUGUUUUCAAAUGGUUUUAUUGAUAAUUUCAAUAUUUCUUGUAAACUGCUUAGAGGUUCUACUACAA